CUUGAUUUCCAUCUUUCAUUAGCAUUACACGUAAUCCGGAAGAAAUUUGAAGACGACAGACAGAAUGAAAGAGACGUACAAGAUUGUAAUUCACUUCAAUUACCAAAAGGGAUAUUACGAUUAUGUGUUUUUUUCCAUCCCAAUACAAGAAUUCAGUAGCCUACCAACAACUAAUACUGCAUUAUUACAACGUGUAUAUACUGUUUGCGUCGUCCCUAUAUUCACAUGGAACGACAACGCCGUAGAAACGAACGAACAAGAUUCCGUUUAUAAUAACAACACUCAAUUAGAAUCACUACCAGAUUUAGAAGAAUCCGAACCAUUAAAUUAUUUUUCAGUUCUGACGGAUAUAGCUGAGAGUGAAAACAGUUCCCUUUGUUUAUAUGAAGACCACACUAAUGCUAACCAGUCUUUGAGUUCUGCAUCUUUCGGUAAUUUUGAAAGAAAUCGACAACUUGCUCCGUUCUCCUUUACACAUGAUGAAGCAGAUUAUGUUGACUUGCGUUCUACCUCAAGAGAAAGAUCUGGCAAUAGUCAGAUGUCUAUGAGCUCUCACUCCGAACGACAUUUGACAGCACCAUCUUCAGUUACAGCUGUAAGCAACCCACUAUCUUCAACUGCAUCAGCCCCUAUUAUCAUUUCCAGUGCUCAUAGUUUCACCGAUGUGUCAGAACAAGACUUUGUUCAACGUCGUUUGCCAGAUGAACACCCUAGAAUAUCUUUGAGUCAUGUUAGCAACAUCUUCCCAGCUCAAAAUGAACUGCUAAGAACAUCCGAUAUUGUACAUGUUGACCGAAGAACCUUCAAUCCUACUAAUACUGCAGGAGCUACAGUACAAAUGGAAUCAAACCAUACAACCAGACUUGAAAGGAGAAUUUUGGAAAAUUGCAUUGAGAAUAUUGAUGAUUGUACAACAACUGGAAUUUCGAAUGUUGGUGAUAACGAAUACGUCGAGGAUGCUGAUUUAUUUCCAACUGCAGCACAAAGCAGUUGUGAUGAUGUAGACAUUAUAACUGUGGAGAACCAAUUGAGAAUACACAACUUACAACAACGUUAUCAUUCAAAUACGCAUUCCCCGGACAUUAGAGACCAUGCGUUUAGUCAUCUCAAUUGGCACAACACACGUCCACCUGAGGAAAUUACAGAAAGUCAGAUGCUUCUUCUUGAAAACGAACAAAAUGUGAACACUGCCAGACAUCGUAUAAUUUCAAGUCUGAUUGAGAAAGGUUUUAUACUAGAAAGAAUCGAAAAUGCAAUUCAGCAUUUACCCUCAACAAGACGACACAACUUUUCGAUUGAUGAUUUGCAUGAAUUUCUGCGUAAUGAGAAUAGAUACGAAGAAGAAGGCUAUGAUUUGUGAUCACUGUUAUUGGGAUAUCAAAGUAAAGAACAGCCUACAGCCUUCUUGUUAUUGUCCAUUUCGUAUUUAAAGAUGACGAUCGUUUUGAAACAAUACUAUUGUUAUAUUGUCUUUACUUCUUGUUAUAUGUGAUUUGAUAUGAAUUUAGUUCUUUAAAAUACGUUUUUUAUUGUGCGUAUAUUUAACUUAAAUAUGUUUACUUAAGGUGGUACCUAACACUUAAACUAAAAUUAAUUUGGUUCGUUUAAUAUUCCUAACAUUUUAACACAGUAUUUACUUCGGCCCUUUGACAAAAAUAUAAACAUUUCAAAAUUUUUGAACCAACCGUUUAAUCAGAAAAAUUAUACUGGUUAUAUAACAGUUUGACAAACACUUAUUUUAAUUUGAUCAUUGAGAAGCUUAAUUUACCGGAUUUGUAAUCACAUAAGCAACACGACGGGUGCCGCAUGUGGAGCAGGAUCUGCUUACCCUUCCGGAGCACCUGAGAUCACCCCUAGUUUUUGGUGGGGUUCGUGUUGUUUAUUCUCUAGUUUUCUAUGUUGUGUCAUGUGUACUAUUGUUUUUCUGUUCGUCUUUUUCAUGUUUAGCCAUGGCGUUGUCAGUUUGUUUUAGAUUUAUGAGUUUGACUGUCCCUUUGGUAUCUUUCGUCCCUCUUUUAAUAUUCCCUUAUGACCACAACGUCAUUAAAACGUUCUGCUGAUUUUACAGAGUUAUCUCCCUGUAGUGCUAGGUACCACCUUAAUCAAUUUCAGCUGUCAAUUUCGUCAUGCAGGUAUUAUUCCGGACCAUAACAAAAGAAGCAUUGUUCAAUCUGUUUGUACAUGCAUAUGUUCUUUACCCUAUAUUUCACAUACACAUUAAUACUAUCGCGUAGAUGUCGCUUAUGUUAGAUAUGCAGCAGCAUAAUUUGAUAAGACGCCUUGAUUUAAGUCCAAUAAGAUCAUAGUUAUAUUAUGUAAUUAAAUACGAAUUGACCAUGCGUCCGAUGCGCUUUUUCUGAAUUUAAAUCGUGUGCAACAUAACUUAGUUAUACUUUAAUAAGAGUUGCAUAUUUCUAAAUCACUAUUGCAAAAGUAACAGAAAAUCAUUUAAUCCACCGUUGUCUACAUCACAAAAUACCUGUACCAAUAUGACAGUUGUUAUCUAUUUAUUUAAUGUGUUUGAAAUUUGAAUUUGUUUCAUAUGAUUAUGAACUUUCUGUUUCGAAUUGUCUACGGAGUUUGAUAUUUUUGUUGUUUUACAUUAAAAUUAUUCAAUAAGACUUUUUAUAAUUUUAUAAUAAUUUAUCUGUAUGUAUUGAUCUCUCAACAUGC
Messenger RNA from Mytilus trossulus (common blue mussel), 2673 nucleotides. RefSeq lists its product as uncharacterized. The record is from RefSeq and is a predicted model, not a curated record. NCBI's taxonomy places the organism in Eukaryota, Metazoa, Mollusca, Bivalvia, Mytilida, Mytilidae. Bases 65 to 1360 code for a protein of 431 amino acids. The transcript has 5 exons.